Messenger RNA from Calypte anna (Anna's hummingbird), 2495 nucleotides. RefSeq names its product cytosolic phospholipase A2 epsilon-like. The record is from RefSeq and is a predicted model, not a curated record. The transcript has 20 exons. Gene Ontology annotation, biological process: glycerophospholipid catabolic process. The coding region runs from base 48 to 2495 and encodes 815 amino acids. Gene Ontology annotation, molecular function: calcium ion binding; calcium-dependent phospholipid binding. NCBI's taxonomy places the organism in Eukaryota, Metazoa, Chordata, Aves, Apodiformes, Trochilidae. Gene Ontology annotation, cellular component: cytosol.
AUCCACCACCACCUUGCACAGCUGGCUUGGACGUGGAGAAGGCCACCAUGGGGCUGCUCUGCAGUAAGGCACAGACAGAAUCCUCUCCAUGCAACUUGCUCACUGUAAAAGUCAUCCGGAUGAAAAAUGCCAGGAAAGCAGAUUUGUUAUCCCAGUCAGACCUCUACGUGAGCCUGAGCCUCCCAACAGCCUCGGUGCAGCAUUUCCGCACCCAAACGGUCCAGAACACCAAGAACCCCACGUGGAAUGAAACUUUCCACUUCACAGUUCAGAGUCAGGUUAAGAACAUUCUGGAGCUGAAAGUUUGUGAUGAGGACAAUGUGACUCAAGAUGACCAUCUCCUCACUGUCUUCUUUGAUGUUUCCAAAAUCCAGCUUGGGGAAAACAUUAAGCUGUGUUUUCAGCUGAAUCCUCAGGGAAAAGAGGAGCUGGAGGUGGAAUUCACAAUGGAGAGCAGUCCGGAUCCUCCCGAAAUCAUCACUACUAAUGGAGUUUUAGUGUCUCGUGAAGUUGCCUGUUUGGAAGUGCAGGUGAAUGGUGGGAGGCUGAGGAGGGACAAUACAGAAAGGAAGUUUGCGUUGACUGUGGAUGGGUCAUUUGAAGGAACCCAAACCCACACACUGAGCUCCUGCAUCUGUCCAACCUCCCCAGCUAGGUUCCACUACAUCAAGUACAAUCAGUCAGCUCUCACCGUGGCUCUGCCACAGCGGAGGACGCUCAGCAGGUCUCUAUCGGGUCAAAAUGAAAUAAAUAUGGAUGAGUCUGUGACUCUGCCUCUGAACUUGCUUCCUAUACAAGAGAAAAUAACCAUAGCAGAGGACAGGACAAUUGACUUGUACACAAAGGCAAAUGAAUGGACUCAGGGUAUGUGUUUCAGGCCAAGAAGCCUUGACACCCGCCUGGGGUUUGACCUGUGCAUUGAUGAGCAGAAUUUCCUGCAGAACAGGAAGAAAGUGGUUGCUGCUGCACUGAAGGAGGUUCUUCAUCUAGGCGAAGAUCUGCAAGACCAUGAGGUGCCUAUAGUGGCUGUGACCACAACGGGAUGUGGGAUAAGAGCACUGACUGCCAUGUAUGGCAGCAUUUUGGGUCUUCAAAAGUUGCGUCUUCUGGAUUGCAUUUCGUACAUCAGUGGCUCAUCUGGCACAACUUGGACAAUGACAAAACUGUAUGAAGAUGCUGAGUGGUCACGUAACGAUCUUGGAGAAAUAAUUAUCGAAGCUCGGAAGCAAGCAGCCAAGUGCAAGAAGGGGGCUUUUUCCUUAAGAAGUCUGAGAAAUUAUUACAGAGAGCUGAGCCAAAGGACCCAAGCAGGACAUAAAACAUCUUUUAUUGAUCUCUGGGGGCUCAUGAUUGAAUCCAUGUUAAAUGAUGGGAAAUGCCACCACAGACUUUCUGAUCAACGUCGAUCAGUGAAUCGGGGUCAGAACCCACUGCCCAUCUACCUUGCCCUCAAUGUCAAGGACAAAGUUGCCACCAAGGAUUUUAGAGAGUGGGUGGAGUUCACCCCCUAUGAGGUGGGGUUCCUGAAGUACGGAGCCUUCAUCCGUUCAGAGAAUUUUGGAAGUGAGUUCUUCAUGGGUCGCCUGAUGAAGAAGCUCCCUGAGUCCCGGAUCUGCUUCAUGCAAGGAAUGUGGAGUAGUAUCUUCUCCAAAAACCUCUUGGAUGCCUGGCAUGCAGCUGACAAUUCAGAGGACUUCUGGCACAGGUGGACUCAAGACAGAGUGACCGAAAUAGAGGAAGAAUCCGACUUGCCGGAGAAGCCUCACGAGAUGCCCACGUGCAUGUCCACCCCUACCAGCAGCAUCUCCACGGCUCUCCGGGAUAUCCUGACGGAUCGCCCUGCUGUCUCCAAGUACCACAGCUUCCUGAGGGGCUUCCAGAUGCACAACGAGUACAUCCAGCAGGGGCAUUUCACAAAAUGGAAAGACACUUCCCUAGACGCCUCUCCUAAUGAGCUGAGAAACAACUCAGAGCAUCUGGAGAUGGUGGAUGCAGCUUUUUUCUUUGAAACCAGCUGCCCACCCCUUAUGAGACCAGAGCGGAAAGUGGACGUCAUCAUACACUUAAAUUACACUGGUGGAUCACAGAUCUUGCCCCUGAAGCAGGCUGCCAGAUACUUCUCACAACAGGAAAUUCCAUUUCCCAGCAUUGGACUGAAGGAUGAUGAGAAGAACCUGGAAGAGUGCUACGUGUUUGAUGGCACAGACACCCCAGGAGCUCCUGUGCUGCUUUAUUUUCCAUUAGUGAAUGAUACUUUCCAAAAAUAUGUAGAGCCUGGCAUGGCACGUAGUGCAGAUGAAAUGGAGCAGGGCAAGGUUGAUAUCUCCGGUUUCUACUCCCCGUACUCAACGAAGGAAGUGUCACUGAAAGCUGAAGAUUUCAACAAGCUCCUGAAGCUGACAAACUACAACAUCAUGAACAAUGAGAACAAGAUUCUCUACGCUUUGCGCACGGCUGUGGCACGGAAGAAGCAAGCUCUGAGCCAGCCAGCAUGA